CGCCCGCAAGGAGGCGCGGAGGAAGCCGCCCCAACCCCGCUGAGGAGAAGUUGAGAUUACAGACAUCCUGCCAAGAUGUUCUCUACAAAGCCCAGACUUGUCGUACCUUACGGCCUCAAGACGCUGCUCGAGGGAGUCAGCAGAGCCGUCCUCAAGACCAAUCCACCCAACAUCACCCAGUUUGCAGCAUUUUAUUUCAAAGAACUUAUUGUGUUUAGAGAAGGGAACAUUCCUCUGGAUAUAAAAGAUCUGGUUAGACAAUUUCAUCAGAUUAAAUUUGAGAAAUGGUGCGAAGAAAGGACAGAAGAGAAGAAGCCAGAGUUCAUAAAAGAACCAGGAGAAGCAGCUGCCGUUCCCAAAGAGCCGACCCGGGUGGAGAAGUCCACGGACACGGAGGAGGACCACAUCUUCGGACCCCAGCUCAUCCACAAGACCACGCAGUUCCCAUCCGUUUAUGCUGAGCAGCAGCCAGAGACGGAGGACACAAGCAAGGCAGUCCGUCCACCCAAGCCAUGCACCCCCAAGACUACCCCCACCUCGUCACCAUCCCCGGCUGACGUCCCACCAGAGUUUGCCUAUGUCCCCGCCGACCCCGCUCAGUUUGCUGCUCAGAUGUUAGGUAACGUUUCAUCUACUCAUUCUGAUCAGUCUGACGUUUUAAUGGUGGAUGUGGCAACAAGUUUGCCUGUUUUUGCCGACGAGGUGCUGACUUCAGAGGUUGCUGAAGACACUGUGGUGACCACUUCUGUUGCAAAUUCUGGAGAGAGGGUAGCAGUGCAGGUGGCAAGCCACUCCUCUGUCCGUGUAGCUUUGGGGUCUAAGCCUACAGAUGAUCAGGCUGAACCAGCAACGGCUCCCUCACCCCCCUUGCAGGAUGAACAAGACCUCCCUGCCUUUGAUCAAGCUCCUCGGGGGUCCUGGCAGGCUGGCACUGGGGGGAAGGCCACCCCUCAUAUCUCAUCUAUCUUUAACGACAAGCCUGUGAUUGAAGCAGUUACUCAUAUGGAGCAAACAUCAGAAGAAGUAGUUACCGCUUUUUCCGAUCACAUUGUUAGUCUUAAAGAGAUUGAGCAGUCACCACCAGAGAGUGCCAUUCUUGUAGACAAGAGAGUCUCGGGCGGGCCUGAAAAAGCUGAGGGUUCUGCAGAACUUGCCCCGUUGGAGGAUGCAAACCAUCCCUCCGUGCAGGUGGAGGCAGAAGCAACCAUUCUGAUCUCCGACACCUCUCUGAAAGGCCUGCUUGCACAGUCCCUGAACCCAGAGGGCGCCGCCCAGGCCAUAGGCUCUCAGAGAUCUCUGCAUCUUGAAGUGGAGAUCAUUGCGCUAGUUCCCGGGCAGGAGGAGGACUCGGCCCCCCCGGAGGAAGACUCCGCCCCCCCGGAGGCAGAGGUCAGACCCGUGGGCUCUGGGGAAGCUGCCCAAGCCGGGCAGGAGGAAGACUCCGCCCCCCCGGAGGCAGAGGUCAGACCCGUGGGCUCUGGGGAAGCUGCCCAAACCAGGCAGGAGGAAGACUCUGCUCCCCCGGAGGCAGAGGUCAGACCAGUGGGCUCUGGGGAAGCUGCCGAAGCCGUGCACUCAGGUGCCUCAGUAACGCCACCUGGUGGCGUCCUCAGUCCCGCUCCAGAGGGUCUCAGUGGACCAGAGAUCGAACCCGAAGGGGAGGCAGCACCUGCACCAGGUUUGAUGGAGCCAGCAAUAGCAACAAGCGAAGCAGGACAGCCACCACCAUAUUCUAACACGUGGACCCUUUACUGUCUAACUGAUAUGAAUCAACCAAGCCGCCCAUCACCGCCACCUGCACCUGGGCCUUUUCCCCAGGCCACCCUCUAUUUACCUAAUGCUAAGGAUCUGCAGAGUCCACCGAAAGUCACUUCUCCAACUUACGUGAUGAUGGACGACAGCAAGAAGGCCGGUGCCCCGCCUUUUAUCCUAGUAGGCGCCAAUGUCCAGGAAGCGCAGGACUGGAAGCCGCUUCCCGGGCACACGGUCGUGUCCCAGUCAGAUACCCUGAAGAGAUACGCAACAGUCCAAGUGCCCAUUGCCGUUCCUGCAGAUCAGAAAUUCCAGAAACUCCCCCGACAUGCCCAGAGUGCUAGUCCUCCUUCCAGUGGACAAGAAGGUCCCCGGCCACAGAGCCCAGUUUUCCUUUCUCUCGCUAUCCCGGUAGAAGAUGUAGCCAAAAAGUGUUCAGGAUCUGGUGACAAACGUACCCCCUUUGGAAGUUACGGUAUUGCUGGAGAGAUAACCCUGACUACUGCCAAUGUCCGCAGAGCAGAACCCUAAUGCCACAGAUGCUGAAAACGAGGCUGUCUGAGUCGACGUUCAAGGUGGAGUCUGCCACCACGCGUAAUGUAUCAGUAAACUUCAUGCAGCAUAAUGCCUCGUGCUCUCGCUUCUUUGUUACUUUAGGAGGCAUACAAGCAACUGAACACAGAGGCCUAACAUUUUCUCAGACUUGUGACAUAAUAGCAUUUGCCAA
Messenger RNA from Myotis myotis, 2479 nucleotides. It is a transcript of the gene CABYR, whose product is annotated as calcium binding tyrosine phosphorylation regulated. Gene Ontology annotation, biological process: sperm capacitation. The coding region runs from base 76 to 2283 and encodes 735 amino acids. Gene Ontology annotation, cellular component: cytoplasm; sperm fibrous sheath. The transcript has 7 exons. Gene Ontology annotation, molecular function: calcium ion binding. NCBI's taxonomy places the organism in Eukaryota, Metazoa, Chordata, Mammalia, Chiroptera, Vespertilionidae. The record is from RefSeq and is a predicted model, not a curated record.